AUGGGCAAGACGACGCUGCUGAAGCAUCUGGCCGCGCGGCGCUUGUGCGUACCGGAGCACUGGAGUGUCACGCUGGUGCAGCAGGAAGCAGACGCCACAGAGGUCCCGGUUGGGGUGGUGGAUGAAGUGCUCCGUGCCGAUCGCCGGCGUCGCGAUCUGCUCCAGCGGGAGGCGGAUCUCCUUCGCAAGCCUGGAGCCGAGCUAGGGUUCAAGCCUUGGCCUGUCACGAACCUUGAAUAUCUCAUUCCAUUUGCACCGUUGGUCCCACAAGAUCCGCAGUUCACUGUCAAGAUUUGGGUGAAGGGCCCUUUUGACUAUCGUGCCAAGAUUUGCCAUGUCGACAAGGAGUGGUGGAGCCAAGUCGGAGGACCUGCAGCGAUUCUUGGAACCAUUGCUGACGAAGAGGGUGUAUUGGAGAGUGCUGUGAAAGCUAGGGUCCAAACCAUUCUCAGCAAGAUUGACAAUGCCACCAUUCGUGCACACAUGCAUGAUGAUCCCCAGACCUUUUGGGGUUAUCUAAAGCAGUGGGCCAAUGAUGCAAAGCUCAGGCUCAUCACACCAGAAGAGCUCAAAGCCCAAAAGAAAGCUGGUAGGCUUGAGGCAAAGGAGCAUUCAUCAGCAAGUUCGAGUGUCAAAAACAAGAAGCUCAGUGAAGCCACUGCUGAAAAGGUUGCUAUUGACACCUUGCACUUUGUUGCCAACAAUGCCGCAGUCAAGCAGAUUGAUCUCAAUGGGUUUGCCCCAGAUAGGACUGGAAUUGCCAUCGUCACACCUGAAGAAGCUAUGAAGCUGGAAGCGGAGGGAGACGCCGAGGCCCUCGACCAUGUCUCGAGAGACGCACAGGAGUUGCAAAAGCUCUGCGAGGAGUUGAGCUCCGUCGCACAGGACGGAGCUCCGGAAGAUGGAGAGGACUUGGAUGCCAUGGGAGCAGAGGCAGCAGAGGCGUCGGUGCGGAAGAUCCUGUGCGGCUUGGGCUUCACCAGUGCCAUGAUGGAUGGUCCGGUGCACGUCUUGCCCUUCGGACCUGGUGACGUUUUGCACGGCUUGGAGUCUGGGACUGGGAGGUGUUGGGCAGAAACGAUAGAUUUUUCCGAAUGGGGGUGUGACUGCAAACUGUAUAUAGACAUAGAACAAGUGAAGGGAACACGGAUGGGGAUGGAGAUCAGGUUGGAUAAUCCUUGUGGUGUGAGGCUGUUUCUUUCAACAUUGCAUGUGUUGAGUGGUAUGAAGGGGUUCUUGAAUGUUGCUAUGGAUGAUAGCAUCGAUCCGCAUCAAACAGCUUUACAAUAG
Durusdinium trenchii is the source of this 1290-nucleotide messenger RNA. The record is from the annotation of a GenBank genome assembly. Lineage: Eukaryota; Dinophyceae; Suessiales; Symbiodiniaceae.